UAUGCAAAAAUAUCUCCUAAACACCUUUUCAAAAUAAUUAAAUAUAGCUUCAUAAGCUUAUUUUAGUCAUUCUGGACAUGCAUCUAAAAAACCUCCUGUUAGAGUUGCAAUUACAGGAGCAGCUGGAUAAAUUGGUUAUUCAUUAAUAUUUAGAAUUGCAAGUGGAGAGAUGUUAGGACCAAAUCAACCAGUUAUUUUACAUUUAAUUGAUUUACCAUUUGCUAUGGCUGCUUUGAAUGGAGUGGUAAUGGAAAUUUAAGAUUGUGCUUUUCCACUUGUCAAAGGAAUUGUAGCUACAGAUAACUAAGCAAUUGGAUUCAAAAAUGUUGAUUAUGCUCUUCUUGUUGGUGCAAAACCUAGAGGUCCAGGAAUGGAAAGAGGAGAUUUAUUAAAAGACAAUGGUAAAAUAUUUACAGAAACUGGAAAGUAUAUUAAUGUAGAAUAUUUAAUAUUAAAUUAUAGGAACAUGCAAGUAGAGAUAUUAAAGUUGUAGUUGUUGGUAAUCCUUGCAAUACUAAUUGUUUAAUUUUAGCAAAUUAAAUUAAAGAUAUUCCAAAAGAAAACUUUACAGCUAUGACAAGAUUAGAUCAUAAUAGAGCAUAACAUUAAUUAGCUGAUAAAUUAGGAGUUCAUACUACUGAUAUUAGAAGAAUAGCCAUAUUUGGAAAUCAUUCUCCUACUAUGGUACCUUAUAUUGAUUAAAUGACAGCAAAAAGUAAUUAAUAAAAGUUAAUAUUUAUUAGAUCAUAAAGCUUCUGUUGAUUAAUAAUGGGUAUCCUAAACAUUUAUUCCUACUGUUCAAUAAAGAGGAGCUGAAAUCAUCAAAGCUAGAAAAUUGUCCAGUGCAGCUUCAGCAGGAAAUGCUGCUAUGAAUCAUAUUACUACUUGGGUUAAUGGAACUGCUGAAGGUAAUCCAUAUUUAAUGUUAGGUGAUUUUACAUCUAUGGCCAUCCCUUCUGAUGGUAGCUAUGGAGUUCCUAAAGGUUUAAUUUUUUCAUUUCCAGUUGCUGUCAAAAAUGGAAAAUAUUCUAUUGUUUAGGGAUUACCAAUUUCACACUUCUAUUAAGGACUUCUUGAUAAAACCAUAAAAGAAUUAGUUGAUGAGAGAAAUGCAGUAGAUCAUUUGCUCAAGUGAUA
Molecule: messenger RNA, 1137 nt
Organism: Paramecium pentaurelia
Lineage: Eukaryota; Ciliophora; Oligohymenophorea; Peniculida; Parameciidae
Source: the annotation of a GenBank genome assembly